Astyanax mexicanus (Mexican tetra) is the source of this 831-nucleotide messenger RNA. It is a transcript of the gene ccl19a.1, whose product is annotated as chemokine (C-C motif) ligand 19a, tandem duplicate 1. NCBI's taxonomy places the organism in Eukaryota, Metazoa, Chordata, Actinopteri, Characiformes, Acestrorhamphidae. Gene Ontology annotation, biological process: cellular response to interleukin-1; lymphocyte chemotaxis; monocyte chemotaxis. The record is from RefSeq and is a predicted model, not a curated record. Gene Ontology annotation, cellular component: extracellular region. Gene Ontology annotation, molecular function: chemokine activity; CCR chemokine receptor binding. The transcript has 4 exons. The coding region runs from base 175 to 528 and encodes 117 amino acids.
AGGCGCAGAGGGACAGGGUACAGAGGCAGAUAGGGAACUCUGACAGGAUAAGCCCACACGAGGCUCAUUCACACCCUCUGCAGCAGCAGCAGCAGCAGCAGCAGACGCAAUCCAGACACACUUUAUCACACACUCUCUUCCAGUCACAACAUCCUCUUUUAUUCUCCAGCAGCGAUGGCUCCAUCAGGGGUGCGCAGUCUGUGUGUGGCUCUCUGGAUCACUGCUAUAAUCAUCAGCAGCAAUGUGGAAGUGUCCCUCGGAGAUCAGGCAAUGGACUGCUGCCUGUCAGUCAGCCAUCAGGUUAUUCCAUCCAACAUUGUGGUGCGCCAUCGUGACCAGGUCAAAGGCGAAGGCUGCCCCAUCAGUGCUGUCAUAUUUGUGACCAAGAAGGGAAAAUAUCUGUGUGCCCCUAGUGGAGAGCAAUGGGUCAACAACCUGAAGACUGAAGUGGACAGAAUUCUGCACAAGUGCCAGAAGAACAACUUCAAGGGGAGACGCUGCCAUGGCAUGAAACUCAAGUACGACUGAGAAGAACCUAAAGAUGAUGAGUACCAAAUAAAAGCAGGAGGUCAACCCGAUCACGGCAGCUAAACAGCUAAAUUAUGACCGCAUGUUGUUUUCAAAAAUGACUUGCUCUUUUCAGUGUCUGUUCUUCACAGCAACAAACCACUUUAUGUUGUAAUAUGAAUAAGCUUUUUUUUUAUCCAAUUUGAUAUAUUUUAUUGUUUGUUUAAAAAAAAAACCAAAGACGUUUUUCAUUUUUUUAUUUUUUCAUUUUUACUGUUCUGUACCUACUGUAGAUUAAGCAAUAAAUGAUUAAAGUGUGAACAA